AUGUACAUCAAGAUUGAGAGCUGUCGGUUGAGGUGGUACAGGAAGAACCAGACGCAGAUCCGUGCCGAUUUGUAUAAAGGAGUUGUUGAUGCGAUCACAUCGGGUGAGACGCGAGCAAGCGCUGUUGGGGUAAGAAUAGUGCUCCCUGGAACUUACCCUGGUGGCGACCGCGACAUGAAGAAGAGACAUAUGGAUGCCAUGGCAAUUGUCCAUACAUACGGGAAGCCUGACAUCUUCUUGACCAUGACUUGCAACCCUAAAUGGGAAGAGAUAACAAAUGAGUUGCUUCCUGGACAGACGGCGCAAGACCGACCUGAUAUUGUGGCUCGCGUGUUCUAUGGCAAACUAGAGGCUAUGAAAGAUAUGUUGCUCAAGAAGAUGGUCCUGGGUGUUGUUGUUGCUUAUGUUUACGUAGUUGAGUUCCAGAAGAGAGGCCUCCCCCACGCACAUUUUUUGUUGAUCAUGGAUUCAACGUAUAAGCUUCUUGUCCCAGAGCAGUAUGACCGACUCAUUUCCGCAGAGCUCCCAGACAAGCAAAAGUAUCCUGAAUUGUAUGCAAUGGUGGUAAAACAUAUGAUGCACGGACCAUGCGGUGCUCUCAACCCGAAGAAUGUUUGCAUGCAAGAUAAUGAAUGCAAGUGCAGAUACCCGCGGCCGUUCAAUGAGAACACGAUACAAGGCAAGGACUCAUACCCAGUUUAUCGGCGUAGAGACGAUGGUAGACGCGCUAAGGUUCGAGGGAAAAUGUUGGACAACCGAUGGGUUGUGCCAUAUAACCCUUACCUUCUGUGGAUGUUUAAUUGCCACAUCAACGUCGAGGUCUGCUCUAGCAUAAAGGCUGUAAAAUACAUUUAUAAGUACAUUUAUAAGGGCCAUGAUAAGGCUUCUUUCAGCAUCGACCAGCCAGACGCUGAUGGUAACAUUGAUGAGAUCAAGAGAUACGUUGACGCAAGAUGGGUCACCCCUCCGGAGGCUAUGUGGAGGAUAUUUGGCUUCCCACUGUGUGCCAAUUACCCACCUGUCUUGCAGUUGCCUCUUCAUCUCCCGAAUAUGCACAGGGUUGCAUUCAAUGCACAGGCUGACUUGAAGAAUGUUGUAUCCUCCGAGAAUGCUUCAAAAUCCAUGUUAACGGAGUAUUUCAAGGCAAACGAACUACACCAGGAUUUCCCCGGAAGCUUCACGUGGGAGAAGAAAAAGAAGAUAUGGAAGAGGCGGGUGGAGCGUUUUCAACUAGGUCGUAUCGUGUCUGCCAAUCCUGCCGAGGGGGAGCGAUACUACCUUCGUGUGUUGUUGAACCAUGUUCUGGGGAAAACAUCAUUUGAGGACUUGCUCACCGUCAACGGCGUGGUAUGUGGGAGCUUUAGAGAGUCCGGUGAAAGGUUGGGACUCAUCGAGGCAGACAACACGCUCGACGACUGUCUUACUGAGGCGGAGCAGUGGGCUAUGCCAUGUUCUCUUAGGAGGCUCUUUGCAACAAUCUUGGUGCACUGCGAGCCAGGCGACGUGCGCGGGUUAUGGGAUAGACACCUCGAGCCUAUGUCCGAUGACUACCGUCGGACACGCACGUCCCCGAACGAGGUGGAGCAGAUGGUGUUGCUUGACAUUAGGGGUAUGUUGCAGUCUAUGGGUAAAGACAUUAUUGAUUUUGCUCUUCCAACGAUCGAUGAUGCAUUUGACCCAACCGAGGGCGAGGCCAGAGAGAUCAUCGAGGAAUCAACCAUUGAGUUUGACGAAAGUGACACUAAAUUGUCAUCUUCCCUGAAUUUUGAGCAAAGGGCUGCAUACGACGAGAUACUAGCGGCUGUUGAACGCGGUGAUGGGGGUAUAUUCUUUGUUGAUGGCCCUGGAGGUACGGGGAAGACCUUCCUUUAUAGGGCGAUGCUCGCCAAGGUGAGGCGCGAGGGCAAGAUUGCUAUCGCUACCGCGACGUCGGGCGUCGCUGCUUCUAUCAUGCCUGGCGGCAGGACUGCCCACUCGAGAUUCAAAAUCCCACUGAGUUGUGAUGAUGGAGCCUCGUGCAGCUUCACCAAGCAGAGUGGGACUGCCAAGCUGCUAAGGAUGGCCUCAUUGAUACUAUGGGACGAGGCCAGCAUGACUAAGCGACAAGCGGUUGAGGCAUUAGACAAUAGCAUGCGCGACAUCAUGGGAAUACGCGACCGACCCUUUGGAGGAAAGACUAUUGUUUUUGGCGGGGACUUUAGGCAGGUGCUUCCGGUCGUCAGAAGGGGGUCACGGGGCCAGAUAAUUGAUGCAAGCCUCUGA
Messenger RNA from Aegilops tauschii subsp. strangulata, 2262 nucleotides. RefSeq lists its product as uncharacterized. Lineage: Eukaryota; Viridiplantae; Streptophyta; Magnoliopsida; Poales; Poaceae. Gene Ontology annotation, biological process: DNA repair; telomere maintenance. The record is from RefSeq and is a predicted model, not a curated record. Gene Ontology annotation, molecular function: DNA helicase activity.